AUGCCUGCCAAUGGGGCAAGCGAUCCCGGGAAUGCCCCAAAAUCUUCACUAUACACAGUCCCACAAGCCCAAAUGUUCGCGCCUAUGUCGGCACAGUGCGCAACAUUUGCAGCUCCGAUGCCUGCUCGCCAUGCGAACCCUCCUUCUCCACCGGUGCACAACAGUCGCAACGGCGUGUUUUCGAACCACUACGCCUUCCACAACGGCGGCCGGACGAUCGGUGGAUCCUUCUUCAACACUCCCGCGUUCACGAACAUGGCUGCAGUCGCGCAGCAGACGAGCGCAACGUCUCCUCCACUGGGGCCCGUCCCUACGCCCAACCGCGUCUGCUAUCCGUAUGCUUCACUUGCUUACAGGACGCCCCCGCAGCCUCAUCCUUACUUCUACUGGCAGCAGCAGCAGCAGCAGCAGCAGCAAAGAGCCAUCUCCGGAAGAUCUCCUACGCCUUUUCAACAAGGACCUGUAGCGCAACCGCAGCAGACUGUGGCUUCCGGAACAGUUGUCGCAACCCCGAGUAUAGGUAUCGGUGCCACGGAGAGCAGCUUUGCAAUGCCUGUGGAUAGAUCUACACAUGAUCAGAGUGAAGCAAUCGACCCUCAGAAUGGCCCUCAAACGCCUCCGAGCGGGCGUACUGCUCUACGAGAAGGGUCUGAUAGUCAUGAAAAGCAACCUGAUGCUCAACGAGAGACACCGGUAACUCCACGAAAAGCACCUGUAACUCCUCGAAAGAGUCCUGUAACUCCACGAAAAAGUCCUGUGACUCCGCGAAAGGGACCUGCGACUCCACGAAAGAGUCCCGUAACUCCACGAAAGAGUCCAGUAACUCCACGAAAGGGACCUGCAACUCCACGAAAGGAACCCGUAACUCCACCAGAGGAACCUGAAUCUACACAAGAUGAACGUGAAUCUACAGGAAAGGGAUCUGCAACUUCGCUCAAAUCCCUUGCUUUAAUCAGGCUCACCAACUCUGAACAACAAGCGAAGCGCAAAGCUACAUUGGCACUGGAGGACUCAGGAAAAGCAGCCAAGCAGAGAAAGACCAAAGGAUCUGUUCAGCCGGCAGCAAGCAAGCCGACUCGUAGACGACGACGACGAUCUCCGACCCCUAUACCUCGGAAUGAAGAGAUGGAAAGUGCAAUUGAUUCGCCGCAACAAACUGAUUCACCUCAACAAACAGCAUCGUCCAGCAGGAAAGUCAGGAUUAGGCCUAAAGCUACUCUUCCCGAGAAAAUAGCAUCCGGCUCAGGUAAUGAAGAGCCCCAAAAAGCGGAAACCCCUGGCGCGAUUACAGCUCCCGAACAUAUCGACUCAAACAACGGCAAAGCUCCUACUUCCGACCCUCAACCGAGCGAAACGCCACCGAAAGAAUACAUCGUCUCUGCCCACCUGCAGGCUUGGGCUAAGAUCAUCGGGGAGAACUACUUCUGGGACUAUGUCGAGCUCGUAGAACAGCGUUUAGAGGGAAUAAUCACUGAAGAGCAGCUGGAUGCAAGAAGCAGGAGGUGCUUCCAUAUACACGAUGAUGUGCCACAAGUAGCGACGUCGCUGAAGAAUCAGGUGAAGCGUAUGGUUAGGCAGGGGAAGGUGGAUAUUAACUCAAUAAUUGAGCAGUGA
This is a messenger RNA of Aaosphaeria arxii CBS 175.79, 1614 nucleotides long. RefSeq lists its product as uncharacterized. The transcript has a single exon. Bases 1 to 1614 code for a protein of 537 amino acids. Lineage: Eukaryota; Fungi; Ascomycota; Dothideomycetes; Pleosporales. The record is from RefSeq and is a predicted model, not a curated record.